Molecule: messenger RNA, 1063 nt
Organism: Corvus hawaiiensis (hawaiian crow)
Lineage: Eukaryota; Metazoa; Chordata; Aves; Passeriformes; Corvidae
Gene: HOXB6
Product: homeobox B6
Exons: 2
Coding region: 343-1020 (225 amino acids)
Biological process (GO): anterior/posterior pattern specification; regulation of transcription by RNA polymerase II
Cellular component (GO): nucleus
Molecular function (GO): RNA polymerase II cis-regulatory region sequence-specific DNA binding; DNA-binding transcription factor activity, RNA polymerase II-specific
Source: RefSeq, a predicted model, not a curated record
CUCGCAGCGCGCCGGGAAUGUUUCUUUCGGCAGAUAUUAUAUAUUUGGUUAAGGGGGUGCCUUUCUGUUGUUUAAAAGGGAGGGAAAAAGGGGGUGGAUGGUUUGUUCUUGGGGUCCCUGGUGCAAUCUCAGCUCCUCAUGGGUGCUAUUUUGCAACCUCAGGCGCCUGCUAUUGGUCAGCCCAUGAUCAGAUGGUUGUAUUUCCUUGUGUCCCUCGCUGGCACCACGCCAUCUCCCUUCAGCUAAAACCCAAUCUCCGAUAUACUACUAAUAGCUAAACCACUUGGACUAUAAAACACAACAAAUCAUAAAGCCGGGCAAGGACGGCAAAGGCUCCUUCCAAUGAGUUCUUAUUUUGUCAACUCGACCUUCCCGGUGAGCCUGGCGGCGGGGCAGGAGCCCUUCCUGGGACAGAUCCCGCUGUAUCCCUCGGGCUAUGCGGAUCCUUUGAGGCACUACCCCAGCACCUAUGGAGCCACGGGCGUCCAGGAGAAGGGCUACACCUCCUCUCCUUACUACCAGCAGAGCAACGGAGCCUACGGCCGCGGCUCCGCCUGUGACUAUGGGGCCGGCGGGUUUUUCAGGGAGAAGGACCCUGCGUGCGCCCCUCCCAGCCUGGACGAGGUGCCCUUCGCCCCCGAGCCGCGCAAGUCGGACUGCGCGCAGAGCAAAACUGUGUUCGGAGAGAGCGAGGAGCAAAAGUGUUCCGCGCCGGUUUACCCCUGGAUGCAGCGGAUGAACUCUUGCAAUAGUGUCACAGGUUCUUCCUUCGGGCCCAGCGGCCGUCGAGGCCGCCAGACCUACACCCGCUACCAGACCCUGGAGCUGGAGAAGGAAUUCCACUUCAACCGCUACCUGACCCGGCGCCGGCGGAUCGAGAUCGCCCAUUCCCUGUGCCUGACGGAGCGGCAGAUCAAAAUCUGGUUCCAGAACCGCCGCAUGAAGUGGAAAAAAGAGAACAAACUGCUCAACUCCUCGCAGCUCAGCGCGGAGGAGGAGGAGGAGAAAGCAGCGGAGUGAACAGAAACAGAAACAACAAAAAAAAACCCAACAAAAAAAAAAA